AGCUCUACGACCCCUGAAGGUCAUCCCUGUGCUUGAAAACUACAUGGUCUAGUCAUCGAGCAUGGACAUGGCCAAGAGGGUGAGGGCAGGAUGUGGGCCCAGGUUUCUUGGCCAGUCUCCCGUUAGAGGCUCCCGACCACCCUGGUUGGAGCAGAUCCUUCCUCUGCUCUCAUCUCUGGUGGUUUGGCAUUUAGGGUUCCUUGAUUGUAACUUGGGUCUCCUUUGGGGUUAGGACCGCCGCCUCUGCCUCUUUUCCCUUCUGGCGCCUGUUCCAUACACUCUGAAGCUCAGUAAACGCUGGAUCUCCCCCGCCACCCUCACCUUAAAUGGCCUGCCUAGGGUGCUGUGCAUGCCAGACCUGGGCGGGGGGCACCUGGAGUAUUUGCAACUCCUUAACUCCUGUCCCCUUCAGCUACUGGAGAUGGUGGGCCAGGAGGGGGUAUCACUGACCACGGUACUGACCAUCCACCACCAGGCAUUGGCCCUACUCCACCGUCUGCAUGGGCCACACUCAGGAAAUGCGGAGUGGCCAAGGCUGGUGGUGCUGGUGCUGGGUGACAAGCACAUAUGUGUGCUGACCCACAGACUGGCACAUGGCAAGGAGCUCCUGGUGAGCACACACCUGGGAUGCCUACCUCACCCAGCUGAUCCUCUGCAGCAGUUUGGGGCCAUCCACAUGUGCUACUUCCUGUGGGAAGAUGAGCGUCCCAAUGUGCCUGCUGUGUUCUCCAGGAACUUGCUGUCUGUGGCUGGCUGCAGUUGGCACCUGGAGAGCAUGGCUCAGCAGAUAUACCAGAGCCUGUUGGAGACCCUGGGCACCCUGCCCCGAGAGAUGUUGUGCGCCUCAAGCGCCUUUCUCCAGGAGGUGUUCUGUGGCCAUGAGCACACACUGGACAACCUCAAGUUUGUGGAGCCCUGCAAUGUCCAUGUGAGGGCCGGAGGGUGGGAGGACUAGAACCCAGGGCCAGCCCACUUUUCUUGGGGUCUCCCUGGUAGGCAUUUGGACAUGGAGGGAGGUGUCCAGGGAACGGUUGUUAUUGGGCUGACUGGCACUGAGGAGAAGCUGCUCCUUAAGUGUCUUCUGCCAGCACCUGCCCAGCAGUCCCCCUUUGAGCUCCUAUGGCGCAGAGAGGAGUCUGUGAGCAAAUUGGCUGGGAAGGUGGUCCUGGGUGUGCUCUGCAGGAAGUGGGAGAACUGAGCAGGUGGGUGGCUGAGCCAUUGCAGUCAGUCCCAGGCCCUCCUGGUGCUGCAGUGGGGGGCUCUUGAGCACACCUUAACCAAAGUGAAUCUCCAUGGAUCUGCUAUGGAGUUAAGAAGCAAGUCCCAGCCCCACCCAACUGGCUGCCCAGCCAUGGAGAGUGGGCACUCUGGUACUUCCUGGUGCUGGACACGUGGGCCCCUCUCUGUGGCGCACUUGAGCCCUGAGACCUGAAUGUUUGGAAAACAGUCUAGCAGGGUGCACAGGGCUUUUGAACGCACAGGGCUUUUAAACUUUAAAACUUUUUUUUUUUAAAAUAUAUCUUUAUUGAUUUCAGAG
Molecule: messenger RNA, 1537 nt
Organism: Miniopterus natalensis
Lineage: Eukaryota; Metazoa; Chordata; Mammalia; Chiroptera; Miniopteridae
Source: RefSeq, a predicted model, not a curated record